AAGCGUGUCGCGUACUGUCAAGUGGCGUCGAUAUAGAUACCAAAUCAAAUAUUCAGCAUAUUCUUCUUCUUCCAAGAUUGAAUGGCGACCGUAGAAAGACAGCUCGUUGUUUUCGAUUUCGAUUGGUCUAUGGCUGAUCAGGACACCGACAGAUGGAUCUUCGAGGUUUUGGCACCCGAUAUUCGUCGAAAAAUGGAGGACCUCGAUAACAAAGUCCAGUGGACCGAUCUUGUCGCACAAUCCCUACGCGAAGCUCAUACAAGGGGAAUAAAGAGAGAGGAAAUUGAACAUGUCCUCAGAUCUAUACCCUAUCAUCCCGCAAUGGGCCGAGCCGUGACCAAAUUGAAAGCAGGCGGGAGAACGACCUUCCUCUGUCUUUCCAACGCAAAUUCUGUUUUCAUCAACACGAUUCUGGAGGAAAAGGGAUUAGAGACUCUCUUCGAAGAAAUCAUCACCAAUCCAGCACACUUUGAGGAAUCUGGCCUUCUUAACCUCAGGCGCAGAAUUAGUGCGGACGGGCCUCAGCACCAAUGCAAAGUCGGGUGCAGCCCCAACAUGUGUAAAGGCGAAGAACUAGACGCGUUCCUGGCAAGACAUGCGCCCGCGUACGACCGUAUCGUAUACGUGGGCGAUGGUUCUAAUGACUUUUGUCCUGUCCUUCGUCUGAGAAGUCAAGACAUAGUUCUUUGCAGAACGUUUGGAGGCUUACCCAAACGGGUUGCCCGUGACGGAGACCAACUGAAAUGCCACAUCAAGUACUGGACGGGGGCUUGGGAGAUAGAAGAGGUCUUUACUACAUUUUAGACACAACUGCCUACUGGUGUUUUGCGGGCAAACGUGCCUGAGACAACUUACAAGCAUGACAGAGUGUCUUUCCGACAGUUGCAUUUGA
Marasmius oreades (fairy-ring Marasmius) is the source of this 892-nucleotide messenger RNA. RefSeq lists its product as uncharacterized. The transcript is spliced from 7 exons. Lineage: Eukaryota; Fungi; Basidiomycota; Agaricomycetes; Agaricales; Marasmiaceae. Gene Ontology annotation, molecular function: phosphatase activity. The coding region runs from base 82 to 804 and encodes 240 amino acids. The record is from RefSeq and is a predicted model, not a curated record.